CUUAAUGUACUAAGUGGGCAUACACUCAAAUAAAUCUGCUUACAUCAUCUUAGCUUUUGUUUCAUUUUUACAUGGUUGGAAAUCCACAAAUUGAAAGCUAAUAUAUUGAGUUACAUAUUUGCUUUAGAACAAUCUUUAUAUCUCUCUCUCCACCCCAAUAACGGAGCUAUGCAUGGUGACCUUGGAGUUGCCAUUGAAUGUGCAAAUGAUGUAAACCAAAAUCAUUCAUCUAUAUGUUUUCUUAUGUUUUUCACAACUUGUAGCCAUCUCCUCAGUCCAAAACAAACAAAAAUAACCACGUUUCUCCCAAAAUAGCAACCUGAGUAAGUCAAGUACAAACAGCUUGCUUUCUAAUUCAGUCACUGCCCACCUAUUCUUUCUAUUAUUUCUUACAGUCAAAAUCAUCUCAUCUGAGUCAAGCUGACUGAGCAUCACAGAUGUGUUCUGAACACUAGAGUGCCUCCACACUCCUUUCUUGGAGCAGCUUUGGUUACCUUUCUAUAGCAUAGACAUAAAUCACCUACAAUUCUCUGCCUCUGAUUACAUUGUAUUGCCCUGUCUUGGUCACCGGUAAUUGUAUCCUGAGACAAGGUUAGCAGUGAACCUUCCAUUUCAGCCGAUCUCUUCCAACUGUGUUGCAGUUUUCUGCCCUGCAUUGUUCUCUGAAUGACAGCAAUAUUAGGAACCACAUAGCUAAAGCACUGAGAGCAUUUUAGACAGUAAUAUGACCAAAGUGAUAUCCACACGGCUGGCUGCCAGAACCCAAUUUCAACUGGUCCAGUAAAAGAAAACUAGAAGCCUGCAGUCAAAGAAUUUGCUGCUUACUUUAAAUUACUUUGUGAAAUUCAGUUUCACACAGCCCUCAAAUGCACACUGUGUAUUCACCCUUGGUCGAUCAUGGCUUUCAAGACAAAAUCCUGAUAUGACAGCACAAGCUAGCUGCUGCCAGAGCGUUUUUCUUUCUAAGUUCAAAAUCAGACAUGGGAAUCCUGACUCUCUCCAGAUGUUGUUGAACUGAAACAUAUAAUAUUUCUUACCAUUGAUUAUGCUGGUUAGGACUGUUGGGAUUUGCAAUCUAGCAACAUCUGGAAGACUGCAUGAUUCCUACCCUCUACUUAGAAACUUUGUGUUUCCUUGACAGUUCCACAAAUCUUCCUUUUUCAUCUUUAUCAUUGACUACCUAUUUUUUGCCCCUUAGCAACUACCUAUUUUUUGCCUCAGCAUUUUGAUAUAUGCACAAUAGAUUCUGGUCACAUUUGAUCAGCAUUAUUGAGGUGGUAACAAACGUAAUGCAGCCAUUUAAAAUCUCCAUCCUCUCCCUCUUUAUUUGUUUUGAGAGGAGAGUCUCCCAUAUGCAAAGGAAUUUCAUGCAUAGGUUGCUGUGAGUUUUUUGGGCUGUAUGGCCAUGUCCCAAUAGAAUUGCUACUGGAACAUGGCCAUACAGCCCAAAAAACUCAGCAGCCCAUUGAUUCCAGCCAUGAAAGCCUUUGACAAAAUAAUUUUAUGCUGUUUUGGGAAUCCUGUAAAAGUAGAACUACUCAUUACAUGGCAAACAUUUAUUCAGAGUAGAGACUUUCCUUUUCAGACUGUUAUUUUCCACAAGCAGAAUGUGUUGUGUGAAGGAGAAGGUGGGGCUAAUGCACCCCACUUGUUGCACGUUGAUUUUCAAUCAUGUAGCCAUUUCCAGAAAGGGUUUUCAUAUAUUGAUUGAAUUUCCUCAUAUGUGUUCUUCCUACCUUUGCCUUAACAAAUCAUGCUGAUUUAGUCUUCUUGCUUUACAUUUUAUCUCUUACCCAUUGUCCCAAGCUGUUCUUCAUCUAUACUUCACAAUCCUGCUUCUCACUUUAUUGCCCACUGAACUCUUACUAGGAUUUCCUUGCUGCAUAGCUCUUUCUCUGGCCAUUAAAAAGGUUGAAUGGCCUCUGCUGGAAUGAUAGAAAACUGGCAGUUCACCAAUCCACACUCUCUGCCCUCUUGAAUAUUGCAAUCCCUCCUUUAAAUCCUAGAAAUGGAUUUCCAUCUUAUUUAUCCUGGAUUUUAUGCACACGCAAUAAAGACAUAGCAGCACUGCCCAUGUCUGUUUAAGAAAAUGCUUGGGCACCCAGACUGGACUUUAAAAGAAAAUGAAACACCUGUGCUGUGAUAAUUCAAAUGACCUUGAAAUUAUUGAGAUAUUCCAAUAAUAGAAUUUACAGUGCACCAAAGGAGACAUAUUUAUAGAGGGAGGGAUUUCACAUACCCUUAGGCAUAAGGACAGAAAAGCAUUUACCUUCCUAGAAUGUCUGAAAAUAACAAUUUCCUUGUCAGAAGAUGAAUCACACUUGGCAUCCCUGCUUGCACUGCCAAAACCUCUAGGCAAUUAAGGGUAUUGCAUGGAUGGUAAUAAUCAUAAAUUGUGGCCACUACUUUUUCUCUAAGUUGCUUAUGAGCCAGCUUAAUGUGCUGCUCCAAAACAGUGCCAAAGGAAUACAGCCUUACCAAACUGCACUCUUUCUGACACCUAAUACAAACUUAUUUAAAACAAUGGCCCAUUUAGUUUAUAAAUCAUCAUAUGUGUUGCCAUAGCUUUCAAGCUUAAAGCAUUAAAUCAAUUAUUAUUACUGAAUGGAGGAAGAAUAUAACAUUACAGAUUUCUUGACAGAACAUGUAUCAAUGAGAUAUUGAUCUGGGUGUGAUAAAAAUGUGCUGAAUGGACUCAGAAGUGGAAGGAUUAUUACCUCACUUUUGUAAUCUGUGCAAAAAAAUAAGAUACAGACAUGUGAAAGUCAUUGGCACCGUGUUUCCCCGAAAAUAAGACAGUGACUUAUAUUAUUUUUUGCUCCCAAAGAUGUGCUAGGUCUUAUUUUCAGGGGAUGCCUUAUUUUUCCAUGAAGAAUAGUUCACAUUUAUUGUUGAACAAAAAAAUGAACAUUUAUUAUAUGGAGUACAAUAGUUGUCAUCACAAACCAGCAUAACCAGAUAAACUAUGAAUCCUAUCAAGAAUGUCUUGUUACUAUCAUUAUUUCCAUGCACAACACUCUAUGGUAUGUACAUUUACCGAUCCUGCAAGCUCUGGUGUUCUGUUUGGCGGGCAUGCUUCCAAACAAAAACUUUGCUAGGUCUUACUUUCAGGGGAGGCCUUAUAUUUAGCAAUUCAGCAAAACCUCUACUAGGUCUUAUUUUCAGGGGAUGUCUUAUUUUCGGGGAAACAGGGUAAAUCUUGAAUCUUGCUUAUUUGUAAGGUCUCAAACCAGUUCUUAAAAAAACCAAGUGCUAGAGAUGAAAAAAAUCUCUAGUAUGAACCCAGUUGCCCCAGUUAAAGUAGACUGAUUACAGCAAUGUGACUUACCUAAAUGUCUACCAGACAUCAGACUAUCAAUUCCGUGUUCUAGUCUCUUUAUGACUAUCAAUAGAGUUCAGAUCUAAAUCUUGAUAAUACUGAGUUUUCCCCUAACCCACCUUCAUGUUCUUCACAUUUUGGAUUCAUAUUGAUUUGUAAGACUUUGGUAAAAGGAGUUGUGCAUAGGAAUUCCCUCACUAUUUAAAAAACAUAAGUUAUUAACAUGUUCUACCUCUUUUACACUUUCUCCCCAAUGAAAAAAUGGAUUGUAGCAUGUUAUUUUCAGCUGCAUACAUCAAAUGCAUUUACAUUUUGAAACAUUUCUGUGUAUGUCAUUUGUCAAAAACAUGUGAGUCUCAAAAAUUGUGAAGUGUAAUGGUGAGAUAUACUUCUUGCAAUAGUCAGUAUGAAAUGAUUGCUUUCAUCAAUGUCAAAUGCAUCAAUCCCUUCCCCCAAUUUUGAUUUACCAAAAAAAUAGAGAAAAUGUCAAUCUGUUUCCAGAAUAAUGUUUGAAUUAGUAUUCUGUGGGAAUGGGAAAAGAAAUAUAUAUAAACACAAUAUAUAAACACUAGGCUUGAGUGAUCCAUGAAAAAAUUGAUUCUAAACUCGCUUCAAAAGUAGGGGGCGCUAGCGUUUCAUUUCUGAUGUCAUUUCCAAAUUUUGCCUUCAAAAAUUUUGAAAUUUAACAAAAAUUCGUUAAUUUCAAAAGUAAUUCGUUAAUGGCGGAUGUGCAUGCGCAGUGGCCAAAAACAGCACUGGGGGAAAACUUUACAGAACUCUCCCACCCUCAUUUUUUGAGAUAUCUUCUUCAAACUUGGUACAGUGGUAGAACACAUUUAACCCUUAUCCUCUGAUUUUUGGUGAAUUUUCAUAGCUUUUAUAAUAAACCAUUUUUUAAUAAUUGAAGAAAUCUGUUCCUGGUUUGAAAGUCUUAUUUCCUGUUUCAUUGGGUUUCUUUACUGUGAAAGUCAUUGUUCUACUUCAGAAACUUUGUUUUUGUGGCUGAAACUUUGUUAAAUUGGUGGACUCAGGAAAACAUAAUGUGUUCCAUGUCGCUUGCACAAAGACAAAGUUCAGGCAGUGUCAUAGAUUUUGCCAUGUUUCUAUGACAGAACCAAUUAGGAAAUGACAUUUAUCACCCAGGAACAGAAAUCAUAGUACACCAUCAAAUCAUUCCUGACAGAUGGCCAUCAGCCUCUGAAUAAAGAAAUCAGUUCCUGGUUAGAAAGUGCUAUUUCCUGUUUCAUUGGCUUUUCUGGGGCUGAGAGUGUGUGACUUGCCCAAAUGAGUGGCUGAGUGGAGAAUCAAGCCACAAUCGGAAUCCAACACUCAAACCUCCCCUCCCUCCCUCCCUCUCUCCCUCCCUCUCUCUCUCUCUAAACUUCUCAUACCUUCCAAUAAUUCACAUACCGUAUGAAAGUUUGGUCAAGAUGGUCAGAGGAGGGCAACUAAAAUGAUCUAGGGUCUGGAGAACAAGCCCUAUGAGGAGCGGCUUAAAGAAAUGGGCAUGUUUAGCCUGCAGAAAAGAAGGCUGAGAGGAAACAUGAUGUAUAAAUAUGUGAGGGGAAGUCAUAGAGAGGAGGGAGCAAGCUUGUUUUCUGCUGACCUGCAGACUAGGACACAAUGGAACAAUGGCUUCAAACUACAGGAAAGGAGAUUUCACCUGAACAUUAGGAAGAACUUCCUCACUGUGAGCUGUUCAGCUGUGGAACUCUCUGCCCUGGACUGUGGUGGAGGCUCCUUCUUUGGAGGCUUUUAAGCAGAGGCUGAAUGGCCAUCUGUUGGGGGUGCUUUGAAUGAGAUUUCCUGCUUCUUGGCAGAAUGGGGUUGGACUGGAUGGCCCACGAGGUCUCUUCCAACUCUGCUGUUCAAUGACUAUAUAAUUCUAAGUGAGGGCAAAAGGGGGUGGGGAAUGUUAAGAGGAGAGAGGGCCUGAGAAAUCUGGAAAUUGUAGUUUUAAAGUGGGCAUAGUACUAUUGGAGAACCGUCUGCUUCAGCCCAAUGCUUUUAUAAAUGGUGAAAAUUCAGAGGCUUUGUUCUCCUGCGUUUUGAAAGCUAUUGUGACGAAAUUUGCCAGAAUGGAAGCAAAAAUUAACCACUCUUUGCCUAUCAAGUUUCAUAAUGUUUGACCCAUCCACUGAUUUUUGGGGAAUUUUGAAACAACAUUUUUUAAAAAUGCUAGUAGAACGAUGGCCCCGCCUCUCUGUCCCUCUUCCUUUCGCUCUGAUUGGCUUACUGCAAGGCUUCUGGGAAAUUGAGGUUUUUUUGUUGGCAAUGGCGACUUGCUUCACUUCCACUUAAAUAAAUGGUGAAAGUUCAGAGACUUCGUUCUCCUGCAUUUUGAAAGCUAUUGUGAUGAAAUUUGCCAGAAUGGAAGCAAAAAUUAACCACUCUUUGCCUAUCAAGUUUUAUAAUGUUUGAUCCAUCCACUGAUUUUUGGGGAAUAUUGAAACAACAUUUUUUAAAAAUGCUAGCAGAACGAUGGCCCCGCCUCUCUGUCCCUCUUCCAUUCGCUCUGAUUGGCUGAGAGGCAUGCCAACAUGGCUUCUCCUCUCAGAGGGGCUACAGCUACAUCCGAAGACAUCAGAAACAGACAAAAAAAGGUACUUUUUGAUUCAAAUUCGUAAUAUUUGGAAGGCAGUGAGCAGAUGUUUCAAAAAUCACUUCAAAAGUGCUUUCGAACCGAAUUUUAAACAAAUUUAACGGACUAACGAAAAAUUUGCUCAACCCUAAUAAACAUUCAUAUAUAAACACAAAAUAUUUGUUACAAACCCAUGGAUUAAACUAGAACUGAAGAUGCUCUGAGAACUGAAGAUGCUCAUUAUUGUUAUCUAUCCUAUGGGCACUCCAUGGAAUGAGUGCUCCUCACAUUAUCGUCACAAGGUUUGUGCAGUGAUUUCUGAGGGAAAAAAAGCUUCCAAAAAACCUGCUUGCCUGUUGGUGGGAUUAAUGUGUGUCUGUCAUGCAAAAUUAUCCAUCUAUCAUAAUCACCUUCAAGUAUCUUAAAUGAUUGCGUUAUUGCAGCCUGCAGCUAUACGUUAUGAAAGUUCGUGGCACAAUUAAUGUUUUAGUCUUUAAGAUGUCAAAGCAUAUCUUGUCCUUUAUAAUUAAGCAGCAGUUAAGACAUUAGACAGUCAGAUCCAAGUGUGACUGAAAUUUGGCAAAUUAAAACCUAUGGAUAACUGCACGAUGCACUUAGAAAAUAAGCCCUGCUGAAGGACUUGCAUAUUAGAGGAUUUUUAUUUUGACCCAAAUCAAUUUCAGAAAUGUAAAUAUCAUUUUUGGGUUUUAUUUGUGGCCUUCAAAUAUUUAGUCUUGAAAACUACAGCUGAGAAGUGUGAUAUGAAGAAAAAAACCUUUGAUUCUCAAUGGGUGAUUGCAUUUGAAGUUUCCAUUCAAUCAACUGGAUCUAGAUGUAUGGUAGAUAUGAUGUAUGGUAGACUUGCAUGUCUGAAAUAUCCUUUAAAAUGUUCCUACAAGUUGGAAGUUAUUUACAAAUAUAAUAUUAACACUAUACAGGCUGUCCCUGAGUUAUAAACAUGUGACUUACAAAUGACUCAUAGUUAAGAAUGGGGAUGAAAAAACAGGAAGUGAGAGUAAUUUAUCCCAAAGAAGGGAAAUUUACUCCUGAAAAAGUCAUCAUGGGGAAAGGGUGUCUCAAGCUCUAUCACCAAGCCUUGUUUCCACAACAAACCAAAUUUUCCAAAAUCCAAUUAUCAGUAUCAAUUUACAUACAAAUUCAUCUUAAAAACAAACCUGCAGAACCUAACUUGGGGACUGCCUGUAGAAAUAUUAAUGCUAUAUAUAAAGGGUAAAGGUUUUCCCCUGACAUUAAGUCCAGUCGUGACCGAUUCUGGGGGUUGAUGCUCAUCUCCAUUUCUAAGCCGAAGAGCCGAUGUUGUCCAUAGACACCUCCAAGGUCAUGUGGCUGGCAUGACUGCAUGGAGCGCCGUUAUCUUCCUGCUGGAGCGGUACCUAUUGAUCUACUCACAUUUGCAUGUUUUCGAACUGCUAGGUUGACAGGAGCUGGGACUAACAAUGGGCGCUCAUUCCGCUCCUGGGAUUUGAACCUGGCACCUUUUGGUUUGCAAGUUCAGCAGCUCAGCGCUUUAAUGCACUGUGCCACCAGGAGCCCUAAAUCCAGAUAUAUACCAUCUGAUUUGUAACUAGGCAGGAAAUCUGAAAUCUGGUCUAGUGUACAGCUGUAGAAUUGACAUAUUACAGUUUCUAAUCUGAUAAACAUACAUUCAUUUUAUCUAAAAUGUAUGUAGUAUUAAUUGAUGCUAUGGAGAACUGUUAACUAUCAGCUAUCAUUGUUCAGUUUCAACUGCUCUGGAGGAUGGCUUCCUAUCUCUUUGGGUGCUGAAUUAUUCCUCACAUUGAUCACAGCCUCCAUCAGUGUAUGUGCCCACAACAUUGCAUAUAUUUUAUACAUGAUAUAUACUGAACUUACCUCCCAAUUUAUGCAGAUUUUUAAAGCAGAGUUUUAACAGAGUUUGUUUCGUAUAUAUAGGUGUGCAUUACUUACAUUAACAAAGACUUCUUUUUGUCCCUCAAAACCUGCAUAGUAAGGUCUGAGGAGUUUUGUAACAUGUGCAGUAGUUGUGUAUGUAUGUGGCAAUCCUAAAAGAAAGUGGGAAAGAGGAAGAGACUGAGGACCCUUUCAUACCAUGUUAAGUAGCUAUCUGAUGAGUUCAAUUCCAUCCUGUUUUAUUUGUUGUUAUUUUGAGAAUUAGAUGGUAUUGCUACACAAAUUAUUCUGCUUACUUCCCUUAUUUUUCUCUAUUACUUUAUUAUUAUUAUUAUUAUUAGUAGUAGUAGUAGUAGUAGUAGUAGUAUUUGCAUCCCAUUUUUCUUCCUCAAAUAUUUCUUGUCAGCAAAUAUUUUGGCUUCUCAUUUGCAAUUUAUUUUAAUUAUAAAAUUUCAUAAUGUUUUUGACAGCAGAGCAGCAUUUAAAAACAAUUGUACUGCUUGGCAGGUGACCUGAAAGCACAUAAGCAUACAUCCUGUUCAUAUUUAUAAUAACCCAGGCAGACCUAGUAACAUUUCCCGUGUCAAGAUCUUCUAGGACUUGUUUCUGCAUAAAGUAGAGUUUGCAUGAUUGCAUGAUAAAAAUUGAAGAAGUGAUUCACUUCUAUAUGAAUUCAGUUUACACCACACCCAAAUGGAAUUGUAGGCCUAUAAAACUCUAUAUGAGGUCAUACACAUGCCAUGUGAAUAAUAUGCAAGUAUAAAGUUGAAUGGUGUCUGUCAAUAACUUCACAAGUGUGUGAAUUAAUAUUCUUUAUACACAUGUAAAAGACUAUUAAAAAUCACAUGUGAAAUAGAAGUUUCUGUUAUAGGUUCUCAUUUCCUCAGAAAAAUAUUCUUGACACAAGUGCAUCUUGUCUUGAAUUUAUAAACUUCCCAAAAAAGUACAUUGAGCCAUGUUUAUGUUUGAGGAACUGCAUGCAUAUAUUUGAAAAACGCACACCAUUGCCUGAAAAUUCAUGAAGAUGCUUGUGUUAAUUAAAAUGUGUGUGACAAUUGUGCACGCUAUUGAAAGGCAAAGAAGUGUUUCAGAAUAUUGAAGAAUCUGUACAGGAUAAGAAUGCUGAUGGUUACUGAGAAAUACAAUAAAAACAAGACAAAUAGAUUUUCACAUGUCUGGUUCCAAUGAAACUAUAUGAGUUUGUUUAAAGAAAAUUGUUAAUUGUUAGAUUUCUAAUAGACUGCUUCAGAAGCAUGCAAUUGUAGAUUAAUUAUGUAUGUGCAAGAAUGUAGAAUAUUAAUAUAUAUGCGGAUUUUUGUCCUAACUGAACUAUGAUCUCUUGGAGGCAUACUUAUGGCAAGCUAUAAUUAUGCAUUUGCAUAGGAAUAUUUUUAAGGUGACACCUGAAAUCUUAAAAAUGCAGCACUUGAGGACUCCGCCACCAUAUCUUGCAGCAUGGGUAAAUCCAGUCUUGAUGAGUCAUCUAGUUCUGCAGCAAUAGCACCAUGGAGUAUUUCUUAGCCAAGUGCAAAUGAAUGAGACAGCAGUGAUGUAUGCAACAUGUUCCUUGAAACCAGACUUCAUGAAUUUUAGAUAAAGUGCAAAGUUAAAGCCUGUCAUUCUUCAUGCAAGAUGGAUAGAUAAGUAAAACCAGCAAAGAUAAAGUCCCCAAUAAAUCUUAUAAUAAGCUGCAUUUUAGUCAGUGAGAUAUUCAUACUCUGCUCCAGGAGGACCUUGCUCCAUUUUCACUGCUGACGGUAUAUAUCUCCACCCACCCACCUUACCUGCCUGUACCAUCAAAAAAAUAUAUGCUGGGUUUUGUGACAUUAAAAUGAGAUCCUGCUGCUUUUAAAACAGACAUGAAAUACUGAAGUUUUGGAGCCUGAAUGUGCCAAUGAAAAAUUCAAUUGUAGCACCAAUUAACUUUUCAGAGUACUCUCUCAUGUAUGCAUGCUAAUUUAUUUUAGUAUAUGAGGAUGGGGCAGUAAUUCAUAUGGAGUUUUGUAAGAUGACACAUGCAAUGUAUUAAAUGUGUAUUUGUAAAACAUAACAAAAGUGUCUCUCUACUUGGAGGAGAUGGCCCAUUUUUAUUACAUGAGUAUAAUGAAGACAUAUAAGUAUGAAUUAGACCAUGGAAGCUCAUCAACAGUGUGUUUUUCACCGCCCAUAAAUAACUUUGGACAUACCCUCUAUGUUUGGGGAUGUGCAUCUUGAUUUGGUCCAUCUUCAUGAGGCUGAGUUGGAAAAUAUCAAAAAUUAUGUCCAUAACAUGAACUGCCUCAAGGCAGUAAGGUUGCUUAUUUGUUUAUGAUUUGUUUUUAUUGUUGUGUUUUAUAUUGCUUAUUGCCUGGGCUUGGUCCCAUAUAAGCCGCCCCGAGUCCCCUCAGGGAGAUGGGGAGGGGUAUAAAAAUAAAAUUAUUAUUAUUAUUACUAUUAUUAUUAUUGCUGUUACUGGUGGAGGUGAUGAUCUUAGAUGGGGGGAAAUGCACAUCUCCACAAACUGUUCUUCAAAAUGCAUUGUACUGGACAACAUGAUAGACAUUUCUUUAUUAAAUAAAGCCGUAAAAAACUGCAAUAACACUGGGGAAACUUGAUUGAGUUUUUAUGAUCAAUCCUGUUGUGUUGUGUUUGCUCUGUGUGAGUGUGUGUGUGUGUGUGUGUGAGAGAGAGAGAGAGAAAUGAGAAAGAGAGGGGGAACAAGCUUACACAUGCACAUAUCUUAACAAAGAGAAAAUAAACUAUUUUGUGAAACAACAGGAGCUUUAUGCAAAGUAUAUUUUGCAAUACCUUGAUGGGGAAAAGUGUUCCUCUUGUGGCAGAGACAAGAUCUGUUGAAGGGGAUGCCAAGUACUUGCAAUGCAGACUCUCAUUGUGGUGAGACAAUCAGACUGCAUAAAAUGUUGGAAUCAGCAGGAUUAUAUAUUCACAUUCCUACAUAAGCUACAGAAAAUGAUCCAACAUAGCAUGGAAUCCUAGAUAGGAGGGAGAGAAGAGACUACAUUGCAUUCAUUUCUCCACAUACUUUAAUGACCAAUCAGGACUUUCAUCACAUGCCUAUGGCUAGCAAUUUUUUAUUUCAUGGCUUGUGCACUAGUUGUAAGAAGAGGUGGAUUUUUGUGUACUAUAUUUUGCAGAGUUCUACCACAGGUGCACAGCUAAGUGUACCUGCUCAUGCUGCUGGAAGAAAUGAUUAACAUUUCAAAAUAUUGUGUGGGUGUAUGUGAGAGAAAAUGAAACAUAAUAAAUUCAAGUUGGAGAAUAGGUGUUAUUUUUUAAAAAUACAUUUUGAAUCCGUUAUGAGAUAUAGGAACAGGUAGAACUAGGCUGUGGCCUAUUUGUAGAAAAUUACAUUUUAUAUACAAAUGCAGAUGAUGGAGGGGAGAAAGGAAGGUCCAAAUAAUCCCGAAGUAAGCAUAGUGGCACAGUGUGUUAAAGCGCUGAGCUGCUGAACUUGCAGACCAAAAGGUCCCAGGUUCAAAUCCCGGGAGCGGAAAGAGCGCCUGCUAUUAGCCCCAGCUCCUGCCAACCUAGCAGUUUGAAAACAUGCAAAUGUGAGUAGAUCAAUAGGUACCGCUCCUGUGGGAAGGUAAUGGUGCUCCAUGCAGUCAUGCCGGCCACAUGACCUUGGAGGUGUUUAUGGACAAUGCCGGCUCUUCGGCUUAGAAAUGGAGAUGAGCACCAACCCCCAUAGUUGGUCACGACUGGACUUAACAUCAGGGGAAACCUUUACCUUUUAAGCAUAGUGCAAGAUAGAAAAGUCUGACCUUUUUGUUUUUUGUUUUUUUUGGGUUUUUUUUUGGUCAGGCUCAAUUUUGAUGUCAUUACGCUAUGCCUUGGUACAUCAGCUCUGUUUUGCUUAUGGUGAGAAUAGGCUCUCUUCCACAUUGUAACAAUUUGGCCACAACCUUUGACAUUGAAAAUACAACGUAGUCCACUGUUCAUGUUCUAGUUAACUUUAAUGAGUUAAACAACAUGAACAGCCAUUAUAUUCUAGCCCCAUUCCCAACAAGGGUAGAAGUUCAACUUACUUUAAAAUACAAAGAUAACAACAGUUCUUGCUACAGACCAUAUACAUCCUAUAUCUUACAUGAUUAUAUACCUGUCUAGGGGCAUGCUUCUUUGAAGUUCAAAAAAGAGGACCAUAACCUAUAACUGUUGUGGUGCUUAUGGUUAAAUGAGACCAUGUGUACAUGGACCACAUAACGUAGGCUCAUCUGCUGUGGGGAGUCCACAUGAUGUAUUGCUUGAUUUACAGCAUCAUUCAGCCAUUAAUUCAACUUAAGGAGAAACUAGAUAUACUUCAGAGCUUCCAGAGGUUUGGAGUUGCAGACAGUUGGAUUGAGUUGGAUCAACAGGCCCAUUGUAUUGCCAGCCACAAGCAAUUUCCUGGUAGAGGCAUGCUGGGGAAGUUGCUUCUGGUGAGUUCACAUCAGGGUAUCCAGCCAUGUGACUAGGAAAUCUGAGAUUACCAACAAACCUGGAACAAGGAGGUGCUUGUUAUCAGCAACACAGCGUCAACAGCCCAAAUGUUCUCUCUAGCACAUCUGAACAUUCAGAAGGCUCUGAAUACACUCCCAUAUUGGGGAGCUCUGGAGAGAUGUACCCUGGAUUAAUUAGGUAAGUCUAGACACAACCUGAGCUGGAAGUUGUGUAACCACAGCAAGUACAUUAAAAAGUGUUGGUUUUGACAUUUAAAGCCUUAACAUGGUUUGGGUACAGGUUACCUACAGGACCAUCUUCUCCUGUACAGUCUGCCCCAAACACUUAGGUCCUGUGGGGUGGCUACUCCAGCCAGCCAGAACCCUACUGGCAACCAUAACCCAAAAGACCUUUUCAUUGGCUACCCCAGGAGCCCCUGGUAGCGUAAUGGGGUAAAGCCUUGUAACCUGAAGGUUGGGUUGCUGACCUGAAGGCUGCCAGGUUCAAAUCCCACCUGGGGAGAGCAUGGAUGAGCUCCCUCUAUCAGCUCCAGCUCCAUGCAGGGACAUGAGAGAAGCCUCCCACAAGGAUGGUAAAAAACAUCAAAAACAUCCGGGCGUCCCAGGGCAACGUCGUCAUCAUCAUCAUCAUCAUCAUCAUCAUCAUCACCAUUUCUUUUUAAAGGUUGUCAGUGUAUCCUACACCACAAGACCUACACAUUGGGCUGUCUUUUCCUCGAUUGUUUUGUUCGUAAAUGAGUUUACUGUUAAAUAUAAACAUCUAAGAAGUGAUUGUCCUUCCACUAGAAUGCUGUUCAGGUCUAGGUUUUCUAAUACUGUACAAUUUCAAUCUUCACACAGUACUGGCUUAAAAUACUUCACAUUCCAUGUUAUAUUAAUGGCAAUAAAUGAAACUGUAGCUGGGUAAUAAUAGGUUUUAUUCCAGCCAAUAAUAAAUUUCACUAUAUUUGUAACAUUUUGUUAUGCCAUCCUCCUUGGUUUUUAUUUAGGUUUGCUUACCUGCCAUGUGGAUCAGAGUCCCCUUUCCUCUAUUAUCUUAUACAAUUGAACUGUUUAAGGAAUAUUUUGAUUAUUUCUGAUCUUCAAGUUAUGCACAUAAAUAAUUAAAUUGACCUACAUUGUUCAGAGACAAAGGGGCUAUUAAUCCUGGGAACAGGCAAUGUCUCUAGAAUCAAUUAUUUUUGUAGAUAGUGGGUAUAUUUAUGUGUAAAUCCUCCAGAACUGGAGUCCCUAAACUUCUGAAAAACACAUUAAAGCAUCUAAUACCAAAAUCAGGCUGCAUCUUGAAACAAACUGUGACUAUAAAAGUCAAAUAUCAAUUAAGAAUUGUUAAUCUGAAUGUAACCCAUUUUGGAAUAGUGCUGAGAUAGUAUGGUCUUAUUUAGCUAUCUCUACAGUGCCACCCUCAUAUCUGUGAGGGAUACAUUACUAAACUUACCAUGGAAACAGCCUGGAUACCAUGGAUAAUAGCAAACUCUGUUAAAAGGAAUGACUUCCACCAGAAUUUCCCUCCUGGCCUUUAGAGAGAAAAAACAACAACAUGGCUUUGGAAUCAGACUUUUGGUCAAAAAUAGGAGCAGUGCAAAAAUCGACUAUAAAUUAAUUUAAUGAUGACCUGGACUGGCCUUGGAAUAUGUCCUAGUUCAUGUAAUUUCAAUUCUUGUUUUACUGUGUUUAAAUUGUUUAAUUAUGUUUUAAUUGGUUUGUUUUAAUGUUUUUGUUUAUUAAUUGAUGUAUGUAUACGUGCAGCAUUGAAUUGUUGCCUUUGUAAGACCACCUUGAGUCCCCUUCAGGAUUGAGAAAGGCAAGAUACAAGUAUGGUAAAUCUAUACAUAUAAUAAAAGUGAAAAUGUGUAUGUGUAUAUGUGGCGGCAUGUCCACUUUCACAGACAGCCUCCCACCUUCACAACAGGUUAUAGUUCCCAUUGAGCAGGAGACACCCAUGGUCCUCCCUCCACUGACAUUGCAGGCUCCUAGUGAGCACCAUAAACAUAUAUUCCUGUCAGUCUCCUCCACAAACACCACCCAAGUGAAGGCUUUCAUGCAGGGACAAUUUCAUCCUAGAUGUCCUAGAUGUACUUUGUGAAGGCGAAGAGCCCUAUGCAGGAAAAUUCAAAAGGCCCUGCCCUAAACUACAUUUCCCAGAAUUCUGCUCAGCAUCAGAAAGCUCCAAUCAGGAAAGGGGAGAGAUUUGUCCCUCCGUAGCAGGAGCCAGCCAGAGUUUCAAUGAGAAGGGUGGAAUGAUCUGUGCUGGGCUGGGAAGAAAUCCCUAAAUUGAAGUUCUGUUGGUUAAUAUGAAAGACAUUUAAUGAGAUAGCUGUUGCAGCUAUUUUUUUUUUUAAAAAAACAUUUAGUCCAAACUUUUAAAAAUUCCUAAAUUCAGUAAAUGUAUGAAUAUUUCUGAAAGUUGGAGGAAUUAUCCUGUUAUCUUGUGUCAUUGUGUAGAAAAUUCAAGGAGAUAGCUCUUGUUUUUUUUGAAAAUGUUGUUUGUAAGAUUUUGAAAAUUCCCCAAAAAUCUGUGAAUAAGUGAAACAUUCUGAAAUUUGAUGGGCUAACAGUGAUAAAUGUGUACUACCAUUGUAGCAAAUUUUACCCAAAUAGCUGCAAAAUGAGGGAGAAAGGAGCCCCUGAAGUUUCCCCACUUGCGCAAUUACUAUAAUGAAAAAAACCAUGAAAGUUUUUACUAACAAUAGUUUAAAAAUACUUUAGAAACAAAAUGCCAGCAACCCUCAGUUUGUAAUAAGUUUUGAAACAUUUUUAAUCUGACACACAUGCCUAGUCUUUAGCAUUCUGUUCCAAUAAAUGCCGGUGUCUCACCAAGCAACAAAUCCCACAAUUCCAUAGCACUGAGCCAUGACAGUUAAAGUGGUGUCAAACUGCAUUAAUUCUAUAGACUCUGAUAAUACUACUCUUCUGUUGUCAUUUUUGAAUCCCUACCCCACCCCCAGUGUUCUUCCUACCUAUUACCGGAAGAGGCAAUGAUAGUAGAACUCUUGCAUAUAGAGAGAGAUCCAUACAUUUACUUCUGAGAUGCCUGAAGUCAGCAAAAGCAUUAAAACAAACAAGCAAACAAAAAUUCCAGACAAAUCAUAGAUGCCGUCUUUUAAGUAUAUUCAUCAUUUUUUCGUAGCUAAGAAAAUUGGUGUGAUAUCUGAUUUUCAAGGUCGAAUGAGAAGGUUGUAAAUUGCUCAAUUAAAAUAUUAUCCUCUGGGGAUAUGGUUACCAGAUGCUUUCUUUUCUUAAUAGAUGUCACUCAUGUAAGAGGGCUCUCCCUAAUUUCUGUUCAGUGGUUUGUCACAUACAUAGAAUUUAAAUUGUGCUUAAGGUAUUGAAAAAGUUCCUAGUAAGUAGGCAUAUCAAAGGUCUGCUUUUUGGGAGUUAAAAGUUUCAUGGGGCUAGUUUGGAAUUUAUUAUCAUCUUGAUAUGGGCUCUUUUAUUCAGUACAAUAACAGCUCCCCCCCCCCCCCCCACACACACCCCGAUCUUAGAAGAAUUUUUUUUUUGGACUGUAGUACUUCAAGUCCUUCAGUCAAAUAUGGUGAUUUAGGAAUUGGACUCCAAAUAUGAAUAUUAUCAGGCUCUUUUUUUGUUUCACUGCCACAUUUUCCUGUCUUCAUAAGAAUAAUAUAUCAGACAUUGGUCAUCACAUAAACAUCUAGGAAUCACUAUUGUAAUUUUGACCUAAAUGUGCUGAACAGAUAUGCAUGGAUAUGGCAGAGAUGUGGCAACUGUGGCUAAUAAUGCUGUAAAGGUCCAUAAGGAUUAUAGGAUGUUUUCGGGAUUUCUAGCAAUGAUUAGAGAAACAAGCAACAGGAGCCUGUUGGUGAAGUGUGGUACCUGAUUACAUAGCUAUUUCAAUGCACAGUUUUUAUCCCUAGUAAUUACCUUGAGAGUAGAAUUGCCUUCCUUCAAUGACUGCAGCAAGACAAAAGGCAAAAUAACAUUGAUACUUAACAUUUAUAAGGGCUGUCAUUAGGCAUACUCACAUGGCUUGCAAAUUUGCCUCAUUAUGUCUCAGAUGUAGAAAGUGUUAGAGACUAGGGACCUCAUCAGACACAGAAAGAGGAGCACCGUCUCCUUGCUUCUCUCCACUGUCAGAAUGGAGUCGCACAUGAUGCCGGGCAACCUAUGUUGGGACUCCAUGGGGCUUUGUUUCAGCAAUGGAGAGAAAUUGAGAUAAUGCUCCUGGAGGAGUUGGGUGUUACCCCACUCCUCAUUGAAGAACACAAAAAGGUAGUGGGAAAAGAUAGAUCUGAAGGGGAAAACAACAUGGGAAUACAGAAGAUGGACCCCGAUGGGAGGGAACUGAGCCUGGUGGUUCCUUUUCAGUGCCUUGCUUUACCCCGUUCAUCUGAUGAGGUCCAAUGAGCAAGCCAAGAAGCCACCAUGACAAUAGUAGCAAUCGAUAGUAGGACUGAUUUUGCUUCCCUUGAUAUUGAGUGUCAUAACAGAGCUCCUUCAGUUGCUCUCACCUUUUGGAAAAGUGAAGACAUGUGGAUGUAGAAAACAUUAAAGACCAGCAUGUAAGUAUUGUCCUCUGUUGGACAUCACAUUUAUUUCAAAGGAUACACUCAGUCCUCCAUAUCUACGGAUUUUCAUCCAUGGAUACAACCAACCAUGACUUUAAUAUUAAAAAAUCCCAAAAGGAAAGUUUUGUUUUCCAUUUGAGAUACCAUUUGAUUACACCAUUGUACAUAAUGGGACUUGGAAUUCAUGAGUGCUGAAGAGGAUAUCAAGGGCCCACUGAAUACACAAAGAAUAAUGGCCUUUUGUGCUUCUGUAGUCUCUUCCUGUGAGUUAUCUCUUUAUCUCUAUUCACUGUUCCCUACUAUUUGUUGUUUAUCUUUUCUGCCCCAUUUACAAGUUGAAACUUUCAGAUGUGUUGAAUUAUAAUUGCUGUCUUUUCAGGGUGGCGUAGGACAGCAGUGGAAGGAGAAGGAAUGGGAGCUGGGAUCUAAUCAUAUAAGAUGAAAAAUGAGGAAAAGCUACCUUAGUCUUUAAAGCUGUUGAGAGACCAUUGUCUUUAAUCUUAAAUCAUUGUAUGGUGACUGUAUAUUCCAGGCACAUUGCAAAUACUGAUGAUCAGUAAAGUUAGUCAAGUUUCCAGAACAAACAGAAAAAAAAGAAUUUCCUUGGUAUUCCAUUCCAAGACAGAUAGUUCCUAAAGAUUACAUCUACAGCAGGGAUCCAAUAGGUGCAAUCAUUCCAGGUUCUAUGCCAUGCUUCCAGGCAACUGGAGAAACUCUGCAGUUAGGGGGAGAAAUAGCAAUUUGAGUGUGCUUUAGGGGAUAUGAAGCUGUUGCAGGUCAGAGAAAUUUCAUUAUUCAUAUUGCUUUCCACAUGUCCAUCUCUAGUGAAAAGGGCUUUCUAUAUCUGAUUCUUUAGAUUAUGUAUACCCUACCUUGUACGAGCCCCAAUAAAUACUUAGAAAGGCAUAUGUAAUAUAUCCAUAAUGAGAUAUUCAGGCCUGGCAUGAGACAUUUGUGGUGGGAAGACCAGUGUAGGUAGGCACAAGGGAAGCAGUUUUAUAUUAGACUAAUCUGUCCAUUUAGCCUAUUCAUGAUUUUUCUACCCCACAGUAGUCCAAAGAGGAAUGAAAACUGACUGCAGACACAUUUCAAUUCCAUCACCUUUGAGCCCAUGAAGUUUUUUUAAAUACCAACAUUGUCCCCAAAUGCCCGUUAGAAUCAAAACAACAUCACUGGUGCACUGAGAAAUACCAAUGUGGCCCAUGGGGAAAAUCAUGCAUGGAAUCUGUCUAUUGUGUUGUCGAAGGCUUUCAUGGCCAGGAUCACAGAGUUGUUGUAUGUCUUUUGGGCUGUGUGGCCAUGUUCCAGAAGUAUUCUCUCCUAAAUACUUCUGGAACAUGGCCACACAGCCCGAAAGACAUACAACAACCAAAUCUGUCUAUUAUUUCCCCCAAAAUUGUUGCUAUUGUUGUUGAUAUCUCAUCUUUCUCUGAACAUUAAGAACAUUUCAAACUCUGGAGCUCUGGUCGCUGUUCUCUUUGCUCUAAAGAAAUGUGUCUCCAUUCCAGCCUUCAAGUACACAAAGAUCGAUAGCCUGAAGGAGUUUUCUGAUUUAUAGCUAGCACACUUCCAUAGUUUCUUAGCCAGUGAUUAUAUUGUUUAAUCAUACAUACCCACAGCAUUGUUAGUGCUAGCAUAAAUGAAGGUGAGUUGCAGAUCUUCCUCUUAUGUGUUUGGAAAAUUUAAGGCCCGUGAAAAAUUAAUCAGAGGCCAAAAACAGAGAGGGAAAAAUAUUGCCAGCUCUGUCAAGAGAGAGGUUUUUCUUCUUCUUUUUGAAAUACAAGUUAUUAAUUUAUAUGUGUUUACACAGUGGGUCAACCUUAGCAUCUGUUUAUAUGUGACCCAUAAAAGGCUAUUACCCAUUAUUUAUGUGCCCCAUAUACUUGCCAUGGAAUUAAAUUAGUGUAUUUAUAUGUUUUGAAAUUUCUUGUAGACAGGAACCAAGAAGAUAAGUAAACCAAUUGAAGUUAAUGGCCGGGCACUUUCUGUGUCCCCUCCAAGAAGCUUUUGUAGAAUAUACAAAUUUCAAGUCAAUGUUUCAUUGAGUGUAUCAGAAGUGUGUGUUCAUGAGAGAUUGAUUUUCAGACAUUAGGAUUCCUUUAACAAUGGAUAAAUCCAAAUGGGUUAAAUAUAAUGCUAACUGUGUGUGAGAGCAUAUGGUUGUUCUCACAAUUUUAUUGUCCAGUCAAAUAAUAUAUGCACACAUCGAAAGGAAUAAGGACUGUAUAUAUUUGUGUAAAGUUGAAUUGCCUGUUUUUGUCUCCCAGAAUGAAAUGCUUAAAGAACCAGUCAUUUGGAAUGACUCUCCAUGGUACCAUUUCUCCAGAGUAAAGAUCUGUUGAGUUUUCAUUUUCCCACUGGAUAUGGGAUGGCAGCCAAAGUCAUACUUAUAAGAGACUAACUCCCCCAAUGCACACACACAUUUCUAUGUGGCUUUUUACCUCCAUGGAAAUGGAAUUGUAACAUAUCAAAUACAGUAGACCCUUGACUUACAAGUGUCUCAAGUUGCAAGCUUUUUGAGUUAUGAACCGUCGUUUGUACCAUUUUUAUUUCAUAUGCAAGCCAGAUCUGAGUUAUGAUCAUCUCCCAGGAUGGUGGCUAUGCCAGGAGACUCAGGUGGAGAGAGAGUGGCCAGAGCAUCCACCCACCAAUGGACUCCACUGUCACUUGACCCCAGAGCAGGCCACACAAGGCUGGCGAGGGAGCUAGUGGAGAGCUCCAUAGCAGCAAGAAGAGCUGGAGAUGGUCCUGAAGGCUGGCCAAGCUCACAGAGAGAGAGGGAGGGAGGAAAAAAGGGAGGGGUCUUGGCACAGAUAACUGGAGGUGUUUCUCUCGGUCUCUAUCCCUAAAGGGAGGAGGGUGGUAGAGAACCCAAGAGGGAGCUGUUCAGGGAGGGAGGGGGGAGGGAGGAAAGACCUUGGCAAAUGGGCUUAAUUUGUUCUAUGACCGAGUUUCAGUACAUAUCAGUGGGAAAAUUUGCUUUCACAUACACACAAAUUAAGUUACAGGCUUGGUCACAGAACAAAUUAAACUCGUAUGUCAAGGUAUCACUGUGCUGACAAGCUUAAUUUUGCAUAAGCUGUUGUGAAUGACAGUCUGAAGAGAAAAGCAAGGCAAACAUGAAGAAAGCCAUCCAGUUAUAGUAUCAUAGAGUUGAAAGAGACCUCGAGGGUCAUCCAGUCUCUGUUUAAAAACAGAUGUUUCAGAAUGCUGUGGAACCGUAUUUCAUAAGAUCAAGUAAUGUGAGUAGAUAUGUUAAAUAAACAUUUUAAAAAUACAACAAUUUUGGAGGAGUUACUAUUUGAAGUAUUGGGUGUCUGUGUGGAUUCACCAUGCUUUUGCAAAUUCUUAUGUAACUAUGUAGAGAGCUUUCCUUAUCAUAACAAAAAGAGCAUUCUGUUGAAGAAUGGAGGGGCAAACUCUAGUGAAAUGGGUGAUGGAAUAGAUAAUGUUUCAAUUGUAGCCCAAGAUCAGACCAUAAUGUGGAUGUGCAUCCCCAGAAAUGUCUCAUUUUGUUUAAUGGUGUAUCCCAAACCUCCACAAAGUCCUUGUUCACAUAUUCAUACAUACUUCCUGUUGUGUAUCUGUAUAUAUAUAUACAUUUUCUCUCUUUCUUCCUUCAUUUUUAGACACAUUUAGAUUGGCCUAGAUUGAACUGCUGCUUAUCCAAAGGCAUAGUCUGUAACGUGUCUUCCCACCUAUUAACCAUUGCAGCCCAUGUUCUUAGUAUCUCUCUUUGCCCUGCAGUCUCUCUCAUCUUGCUCAUGUCUAGCAUCACAAUUAGGCUUGGAUGAAUUUCUCUAUGAUGAGCUUUGCAUAUUAACAGAUCUGUUACAUCAAAUAUUUGCAUUAGUCUAAGACAUUUUUAAAAAGAGCCAAGCACUGAAAUUUUCAUUUCUUUUGGUAUAUGUUGUCAUAUAUAUAUAUGUGUCAGAACCCUGCUACUAGAGCCUGGAUGUGGCUCUGAGUUUCAGGGUCACUGACAUUGAUAAGACACCUGCGUCCCAGGACUCGGAGGAGAAACGGCUGAUGGACUUGGCGGGGAAUUUGCGCGGGGUUUUACUGAGCGGGAAGAGACUGUUCAAAUGAGGGGGAGGGUAUAUAAAGGAGGGUUGGCCGGAGCCUCCCAUUCUUGGCUUUUCUGAUGUUCAUGUUUCCUACAGUAAAAGUUCCUGGUGAUACCACAAAGAGUCUCGUGUGUUCAUUCAGGAGCGGCUGUGGUGAGCUGACACUAAGCCAAGAAUACGGACACCAUCCCGCUGUAGCGGUGAGGUGUAACAUGCAAGUGGAGGAUGAAGAGCUCUUGGGCGCCGGAGGAGGAAGGUCGGAAAGGGCCACUCCCGAGACGGACGCUGAGUUCCACCAGCUGGCGGCCCUGGCGUCAUCCACCGCUUAUGCCCAGCCAAAUGGGGUAACCCAGAGGCGCGGAGUGGUGCGGGGAGAUAGCACCGGAGGAGAGGAAGGUUCACCUUCCCCAGGCCCGCAAAAGAUGGUGUUUCUGGAGGAGAGGAUGUCGGCGAUGGAGACCACCCUGGCAGUGAUGUCGAGGGCGAUGGAGCGCCUGGCGGUUUUGGCGGAGCCGGAGCGAGGAAGGGAACUCCGGGCUAGCUCAAUGUGGGACGUGAGCAUGGGAAGCAGCCAGGGCUUUGCAGACCUCCCAGCACCGAAGGGAAGGGAAAUGCGAAAGGAGCCCGGUGCCCGGCCCAAGAUCCAAACGAGCCUGACGCGGGUGGAGGAGAGUGACGACGAAGGGGAAAAGCCUCCGAGAAUCCCGGCUACGCUCCCAACUGAGACCCUGGUGCCCCUGGCGAAUGCCGGGCGUGGCACAGGACAAAGGGAAGCAGCAGCGGGGCCCACUGGCCCGCAAGGGGGCUUGCGACGGGCGGAGGAUUGGGGAUUGCCACCACAGGGACCCCUACCGAGACGAGAGGAACUAAGGAUCGAGUUUGGGGGAGAGUCCUCUGAACUGGAUUUUUUCCUGACCACGGUGAGGGGCUAUAUGGAGGACAAUGCCCACACUUUUAGAACGGAAUCCAGCCGGGUACGGGCCAUUGGUGCAGUGUUGAAGAGGGGAGCGGCCAGCUGGUACGUUCAACUACACGCGCGGCGCGACCCAUGUCUGGGGUCACUCCGACGCUUUAUGGGGGCCCUGGAGACCCGUUUCCGAGAUCCACUGGAGCAGAUCCGGGCGAGGGAGGAGUUGAAGACCGUCUCCCAGGGGCAGAGGUCGGUAUCUGAGUAUGCGGAGGAGUUCCAAUGCCUCGCUGAAAAGGUGCCGGAAUGGUCUGCAGUGACAAAGAUAGAACUCUUCAAAGAGGGGCUCAGGCGGGAGAUCCUCUCCUGGGCGGUGCAUCGUGAUGAGCCUGACACACUGCGCGGAUGGAUUCAGCUGGCGGGGCGCAUCGAGACAUCGCUGGCCCAGGCGAGGAGGCACCGAGGAGGGCUACAGCAGCGGCCGCAGAUGAAAGAGGGGAGCCGGAAGGAGGGAUCAACCCCAGCCGGGAGGAGAACGGAGCCGACAGGGAACGUGAGCACCAGCAGGAGGGGCUGCUUCGUGUGCGGCCGUUUGGGCCACAGGGCUGCCGAGUGCUGGCAGAGAAAAGGGGAAGGCGGAGGCCCGCCCAAACCAAGAGCCGUGGCAGGGAAACGCGCCGAGGAAGAACCACCGAUGAGGCACCACUCGGGGGGGUUGGACGAAGGGGAGGAGGACGCCAUGUCAGAACCCUGCUACUAGAGCCUGGAUGUGGCUCUGAGUUUCAGGGUCACUGACAUUGAUAAGACACCUGCGUCCCAGGACUCGGAGGAGAAACGGCUGAUGGACUUGGCGGGGAAUUUGCGCGGGGUUUUACUGAGCGGGAAGAGACUGUUCAAAUGAGGGGGAGGGUAUAUAAAGGAGGGUUGGCCGGAGCCUCCCAUUCUUGGCUUUUCUGAUGUUCAUGUUUCCUACAGUAAAAGUUCCUGGUGAUACCACAAA
Molecule: messenger RNA, 22732 nt
Organism: Anolis carolinensis (green anole)
Lineage: Eukaryota; Metazoa; Chordata; Lepidosauria; Squamata; Anolidae
Exons: 2
Coding region: 20903-22492 (529 amino acids)
Molecular function (GO): nucleic acid binding; zinc ion binding
Source: RefSeq, a predicted model, not a curated record